GUUCAGCGCAGUCACAUGCUUGGGAUUCACUGGUGCCAUCAAGAAAAAGGAGUUGUGUCACUCGUCCUAAGCCAUCACCGGUGGAAGAGCUUGUAGAAGAGCUCAACUCCAUAUUGCACGAAGAAAAGUUAUACUGCCUUUCAGCAGGAUCCACAGAGGAAGACCUGCUUUAUCAUAAUGAAACUCCCGUUGGCUCCUUUGAGAUCGGUUAUGGAAGUGUGCUUCUUAGGCAUCCGAACUCGAAAUCAGCAGAGGAAGAGUCAGAAGCAAACUCUGUUCCUGCAGAUAGCAAGUCAUACAUUACAAGUGAAUCCUAUUCAGGUUCUGCCUCAUUCAUUGCGCAUAGUGAAAUCAAGGGAGCGAGCAACUCAAAUGCUGCAUCCGAGAAGCUAAAGUGGUCACCAAUGGAGACACAUGACAGUGCUAGGAGGGAUGAGCUUCAUUAUUCAAACCAGCAUAUCCUGGAGAGCGCAGAUUCAGCUUUAGUUUCAGUAGCUUUAGAGGACAAGGAAGUUGGAGGCCUUACCAAGUCCAGCAUGAGGUCUCUCAAAAGACCUUACGAAAGCCAGCCGCAAAGCUUCACAGAUGCAGAAGUGAGAGCAGGAACCAUGAGAAUAGCUUCUUCGAGAUCCGGGGCUAUGGCUUCUUCUUGUCAGUUGAGAAGCUCAUUUUUGCCGAAAUUUGGCAAUGCCACCAGAGCAUCACUCAACCUGUUCAUGUUAGCCCCAGAUAAAUUAUCAUCUAUGAUGAACCCCUCGGACAAGGAUUCUGACCAAGACUCGCUGCUGCUGGAGGUCCCUCGCAACGCGCGGCACCCUGAAGCAGAGCUUCUUCUCUGCUGCCCCCCACCAUCUCAGCUCAGCUCUGUGACCGUAACCGCAGCCUCUCCUCCGAGCAACCAUAGUCCCGGUUCCGCUAGCGAUCAGCUUAGGAACAGGCAUCAGUGGUAGUUUUGUUUACAUCUUGGUUCCUGGAUCAUCAUCAUACGAUACCGCUCACCGAUGAUCGUCCAGACGUGCACGUGCUGAAUUUGUCCGCGCUUGUUUUCUUUUGUUUGGUGUAUAUGGCUGGAGAAAUUGUAACUUGUAUAUCUGCUGUAUGUAUGGGGAAUGGAUAGAAUCUUACUAUCAUGGGAAAGAUGGAAAUCGAAAAAACAAAAGUUUGCAGUGCA
Messenger RNA from Triticum dicoccoides, 1171 nucleotides. RefSeq lists its product as uncharacterized. The transcript is spliced from 4 exons. The annotation marks the transcript as partial. NCBI's taxonomy places the organism in Eukaryota, Viridiplantae, Streptophyta, Magnoliopsida, Poales, Poaceae. The record is from RefSeq and is a predicted model, not a curated record.